AUGGAUAGCAACGAAGCAUCAAUAUGUCCAUUAUGUCGUCAUGAAAAAGUUAAAAUUUUUGCGGUUGGUGAAUGUUCUCAUCCUGUAUGUCAUUUAUGUUCAACAAAAAUGCGUAUUCUUUGUGAACAAACAUAUUGUGCCAUAUGUCGACAGGAACUUCCGAAAGUAUAUUUUGUUUCGGAUCUUGCUGAUACUCAACCAUCAAUUGAUCCAUCUCGUUUUACACCUAUUGAUGAAACAGGUGACUGCGGAAUAUAUUAUCCAAUAAAAGCUGAUUGGAUACGUCGUGAAACUGAAAAAUUACUUCGCAAUUUUUGCCCAUUUUGUCAUUCUGAAUUUGAAACAUUUGAAAUCUUACGUGAUCAUGUACGCCGUACUCAUCGUUAUUUCUAUUGUGAUUUAUGUGUAGAACAUUUGGAUCUCUUUCCACAUGAAAGAAAAUGUUAUACUCGUCAUGAUCUUGUUCAACAUACACGUUGUGGUGAUCGUGAUGAUACAUCCUUUAAAGGUCAUCCAUUAUGUCGAUUUUGUGAUGAUCAUUUUCUUGAUGUUGAUCAAUUAUAUAAACAUAUGAGAAAAGAACAUUAUUAUUGUCAUAUAUGUACAACGGAUAGUGUUUAUUAUAGUGAUUUUGAUUUACUUCGUGAACAUUAUCGUUCGACUCAUUAUUUAUGUGAAAUUGAUCAAUGUAAAGAUGUACAAUUUACAAAUGUGUUUGCUUCUGAAACGGAUUUUCGUGCUCAUCAAGCAGCACAACAUAGUAAAAGUCGAGCUCAUGCAAGACAAUUAGGCGCAAUUGCUGUAGAAUUUCAAUCAUCAAGUACACGUGAUCGAAAACAACCACAUGAACCAGCUCAUAGAGGAGUAUUUAGAAGUGGUGAAUUUAAUACACAAGGAAAUACGAAUUCAUCGAGAAAUGAAAGAGAUGAUACUCAACCAGCUGUAGCAGCUGCAGUACCUACUAUUGAUGAAUUUCCAACUUUAGGUGAACGUUCAUCUACCCCACAAAAUGUUCCACAACAACGAGGUGCUUGGGUAAAUGAUUCCGCGAGAGGCAUACAUUCAACGACUGAAUUUCCAGCACUUACUGGUGCAGCUGCUAAUGUACCGAAUACAAACACACGCCAACCUGGAGGCAUUUGGCGAGAACAACAGCAGCAGCAACAAACAGCACCAUCAAUAUCUAUAAAUCAGAAUAAAACAUCAAAGAAAGUACCUUCAUCAGCGAAACCCGUAACAAAUGGAGUACUAAAAAUAUCUACAGCAGAAGAUUUUCCAACAUUACGAGGUGCUAGUAAUACAAAAAUACCUGCACCGGUCUCCAUGUUUUCAGCGUGGGCAACAGCUAAAAAAACAGCAAAAACUACUAAUGCAAGUGCAAAAGGAAAUCAACCUCAAAUGCGUAUGAAUACAAAUCGUUUAAUGAUUGAUGAUGAAGACGAAGAAUAUAUCAGACGACCAAUGACUUCUCUAACGACAAGUAGUACACCUAUGGCUGCAUCUAAUAUAACUUUAAUAUCAUCUACUGAUCUUUCUGCUAAUGAAACUGAGAGACAGAAUAAAAAUCAAUCAGUACCAAAAGCACAAGAUUUUCCUGCCUUACCAUCAACAGCUACCACAAAAAAUAAUAAAGGACCUUCUGGUGUUUGGACGAAUGACGCAGCAAAAUCACCUUCAACACAGCAGAAAAAGAAGAACAAUGGUAUGAGUAAAAAGAAAUUUAUAGAAGAAAUACAAUCAAUGCAUACACCACCAUCAUUAAAUUCUACGAAUGAUUUUCCAGCAAUGGGUUUAAAUGAACUUGGUCGACGUUUAAUUACUGAUGAUGAUGAACCAACUAAAAAUGUAAAAGUAAAACAAGAGAAAACCUCAUCACAAUCACAAGCAUCUUCAACAAAACAAGUCAAAGAAGAGAAAAUGUCAUCACGACCGCAAUCAUCUUCAGUAAAACAAGUCAAAGAAGAGAAAACACCAUCACGACCACAAUCAACGCCAAUACAACAAGUCAAAGAAGAGAAAAAACCAUCACCACCACAAGCAUCUGCAAAAAAACAAGUCAAAGAUGAGAAAACACCAUCACCACCACCACAAGCAUCGUCAAUAAAACAAGAAAAAAAAGAGGAAAAAAUAUCUCCAGUUCAAUCAACUAAGAAAGAACAAAAAGUAACAAAGCCGAAUGAUUCAAUUAAACAAGAAACUUCAUCGACUAAAGAUGUAACUCCUGCAAAAUCCAUAAAUAAUCAAGCAUCAUCACAACCAUUAGUACAAAAUGAAACUGUGGUUCAAUCUGCACAACCAGUAACAUCCUCUCUUGCAGCUCCACCUGGUUUUACACCACUAUUAUCCGUUGCUCCACCGCCUGGUUUUAAUCUAAUUCCACCUUCUCAACCAACUCCUCCUCCUCCUUCUUAUAUAGUUACUUCAUCUCAUGCAAAACAAAAGAAUGAAUUUCGUGCUAAACUUUUUGAUCUAUUCGAUGGAGAUAUGAAUUUAUUUGUUGAAUAUGAUAAGUUUUGUAAUGCAUUCGCUCAAAAAGAAAUAACAUCAGAUGAUUUCAUCAAAUAUACAAAACAAUUAUUUAAAGAUAAAAUUGACGAAUAUUUACUUGAAUUCAUUAUUAUUAUACCAAAUAUUGAACAACAAAAUGAACUUUAUACAAUAUGGAAAAAUGAUAUUCAUCCAUCAUCAACAGUAAUGAAUACAAAUAACUGGACACAGAAAAAAUUCGAUGAAAAUAAUAUUCAUAUAUGUCGAAUUUGUAAACAAAUUCUGCUAGAAACUGAUAUUGAUGAACAUAAUUCAAAUCAUCCAGAAUUCAAUACACAAUUUCCAUCAUUACCAGCAGCUGCUCUUCCUAUCGGUCGAGCAACUGGAAAGAAGAAAAAAUAA
Messenger RNA from Adineta steineri, 2889 nucleotides. NCBI's taxonomy places the organism in Eukaryota, Metazoa, Rotifera, Eurotatoria, Adinetida, Adinetidae. The record is from the annotation of a GenBank genome assembly.